Molecule: messenger RNA, 573 nt
Organism: Rotaria sordida
Lineage: Eukaryota; Metazoa; Rotifera; Eurotatoria; Philodinida; Philodinidae
Source: the annotation of a GenBank genome assembly
AUGGCGACGAAAUUUAGUGAUCUGUUCGGAGACAAUUUAAUUGCAGUCGAUACUGAUCGAAAAAGUGAAGUCUAUCGACAAGUACCAACCAGUGAACUCGAGAACAAGGUCGUGGGAAUUUAUUUUUCGGGUCAUUGGUGUGGACCUUGCCGAAAUUUCACUCCAAAAUUGGCUGAAUGUUACACAAAAGCUCAAUCUGAAUUACAUGAUCGAUUUGAUAUUGUGUUUGUGUCAUCAGACACAGAUGAACAAUCUUUCAAGGAAUAUUUUCAAACUAUGCCAUGGAAAGCCAUUCCUUAUUCAGAUCGAGAUCGUGCCAGAAAACUUAAAGACAAAUUCUAUGUGGAAGGCAUUCCAACACUAAUUGUCCUCUUACCUAAUGGAGCAAUCUUUCCUGUUGAUGGUCGAAGUGAUAUCGUAGAAAAAGGAGUGGAAGCUAUACGAUUCUGGUCACAAGAUGAAAACGAUCUGCCUGUAUCUCCUGAUAAAUAUGUAUGGCAAGGAGUAUUCUGCGAUGGAUGUAAGAUGCGGCCACUCAUUGGUCAACGUACAGAUAUUUCGGAUUUACGUUAA